Synchytrium microbalum is the source of this 402-nucleotide messenger RNA. RefSeq lists its product as uncharacterized. Gene Ontology annotation, biological process: sterol metabolic process; sphingolipid metabolic process; intracellular sterol transport. The record is from RefSeq and is a predicted model, not a curated record. Gene Ontology annotation, cellular component: Golgi apparatus; cortical endoplasmic reticulum. The transcript is spliced from 4 exons. Lineage: Eukaryota; Fungi; Chytridiomycota; Chytridiomycetes; Synchytriales; Synchytriaceae. Bases 1 to 402 code for a protein of 133 amino acids.
AUGACGCUCGUUUGUGUCGAAUGCGGUACACCAUGUGCUUCAUUAUACACGGAAUACAGUAAAGGAAACAUCAUCUUGACUCGCUGCGAUCGCUGCUCACACUUCACGGACAAGUACUUGGAAUAUGACGGCGUCAUCUUAUUCAUCGAUAUGGUGUUGCUCAAACCGCAAGUUUACCGACAUUUGAUCUACAAUGUCCUUGAAACCGGAGACCAAAAGCUCAAGUCAACAUUACCAAGGCUAGCUGUGUUGUUUGUCUUGUUUGAUGUUUAUCUGAAGUGGUUCAAGUUGGAACAAACCUAUGGACUUGGACAAUUCCCACAUCACGAUUGGCCAUUGCUGUCGCAAUACCUGUACAUUUUGAGUAUGAGUGCCCUAGGUGACAGCAUCCAAUUGCAGUAG